AUGCGCCGCUGCGGCGGCCCUGAGCGGGAAAUCCCCCCCGGAAGCACCUACUCUCCAGUCGGGGGGGGGGGGAGAGCCGUUCACGGCGCGCGGGCCCCCGAGAACAACACACUGACACAAACACACGUCGCUCUCGCCCGUCGUUCAGGCGCCUCACACCCCCGCGGCCUUCCUCCUCCUCCUCCUCCUCCUCCUCUCCCCCCAUCACCGUCCGCGGAAGCCGGCGCCGACCACCCUCAACCCGGCCAGGAAGGAGCCCAGGCCGCUCCCCGAAGGCGGUUGUCCAGGCCAACGCGUGGGGGGGGGGGGAAUGGCGGAUUUUGUUUUCUUGAGGGGGGUCGCGCGCGUUUCCUGUCACGGAAGGGCCCCCCCCCGGGCAGAGGCCUAGGAGAUACCGGAGGCGGCUGCUCGCCAUCCCGUCACCCGCUCCCACAGUACAGACGCCCCUCACAAACCUGCGCCACCCUCUCCCCUCCCGCGUCGCCUUCCUCCCCUCAGGAUCCUCCGGGGCGAAAAGGAAAGCGGAAGGAGGUGAGGGGGGGGGGAGGUGGAUGGGGGAGGGAAAGGGGCCCGGGGCGGAGGGACACACAGGGCGGCUGCGCACGCGCGGGAGGCCUUACCUCGCUCUCCGCCCGCCCGCCCGCCUGCUUGCCCGCCCCGACGUCCGUUGAAAGGAGCGCAGCGCGCGCGGGCGCACCCUCUCGGCGUUCGAGCCCGCCCUCCGGCGCAUGCUCGGAGGGAGGGGAGCACGACGCGGGCGGGGGAGAGAGAGAGAGAAAUGGCAAGGAGGCGGAGCUUGGGUGUGUGGGUGGGAAAUGUUUUCGCGCAUGGGCAGGGCCGCCUCCGCCCGGCGCGGCCUUUCUCCCUUCGUGCGCGCGCGCAGCUCGCUCCACCCUACCGCCGCCGCUUCUCGGGGAAAGAGGCUCCUUCCCAGAAUGCAGCGCGCUGUUUGCAGCGCGCCUUCGGGCGCCUGGCGGAAGAGGCUGUUCCCUGCUUUGCGCCCCCUGGCGGCCGGCUGAUGUAACUGCAGCCGCCUGGUGCCACCUGGAAGGCGCAAGAAAUGCUUGUGAGAGUCGCCCUUGGGGAAUAACUAAGGAAGCAUCUUUCCUGCCCUCAGGAACACAAACGACGGUUUUGAAACCGUAUUCUACAUGUACGCAGGACACCGGGGAGGUGUCCCCAGCUACCCAUAUGCAAACAGUUAUAAACCACAAACCUAAUGUGCAUUAUUUACAUUCUAUAUGCAGGGAAUGUUUCUAUGGGGCUUGCCAGCAGACCAUAAAUUUACACAGUGGUUUUUUCCCCUGGGGGGACGCAGGGUACGCAUAGCCCUAAACCCUUGUACUUAUGGGACCACCUCUCCUGGUAUGUCCUGCAGAGGACCCUAAGGUCCAUGAAUAAUAGCUUAGAGAUCCCAGGCACUAAGGAAGCCAGGCUAUCCUCCACCAGGGCCAGGGCUUUUUCAGUGAUGGCUCCAACCUGGUGGAAUGCUCUGUCCCACGAGACUAGGGCCCUGCAGGAUUUGAUCUCCUUCCUCGGGGCCUGUAACACAGAGGUAUUCCACCUGGCCUUCAAUCUGAAUUAGCCUGAUCCUCUAUUCCCUUUCCUCUUCUAUGAAGAAACCCUUUCUGGGACCCCACAUUUAAAUUCUUCCCUGGUCUCCUUGCUGGCCCUAGUAGGACCAACUUGGCCAGUUAACCCUGGUGAUCAUUUGAUGUCUACUGACUGGGUCCCCCCCCCAAAAAAAAUGACCCCUGAAUUUUUGAAUUUUAUUGAUAUUGAUGCAGCAUUUUAUGUUGUAUAUUAUGCUGUUUUAUGCUGUUUUUAAGUCGCAUUUUAAUCAAUGUUUUAUAUUUGCUGUUAGCCGCCCUGAGCCCGAUUUUUAAACUGGGAAGGGCGGGGUAUAAAUAAAAAUUUAUUAUUAUUAUUAAACAUUUUGUGAAUCUAAGUUUAGCCUCAUUGAGGGGCAGUAUUUCAAUAUGAGUAGGAAAAUGAGAGUACCCCUAGGCAUUUUUUCAGGGGGGAAAGCACUGAAUUUACAUAUGUAUUUUCUCCUACUCUGAAGUAAGCCCCAUCCAUUCAAAGUGUCUUCCUCUCUGAGGUAAGUAGCCAGAGGAUUACAGCCCUGGCCAGUUAUUUUACCUUCUUAGCUGACUGCAGGUACCGGUGGAAGGCUAUGCUCCAGAAAACUCCCCAUGUUAACCACGUUUGCUGCUGCUUCCUGUUUGUGCAUUGCCAUAAUUCACACCGGCACAAUAAUGUGUCCCACCUUGGGACAGUGAGCAGCAAAUUGUGUGGAACAAGUGCACGUGCAUCAUGCUUUGAAUGCAUUCCAUGCACGCUGCUGUGCCACUGAGAUACAUUUUGCAUCUCUCUCUUGAGAGCUCUCUUGAGAGCCAGUGUGGUGUAGUCUUGUAAUCUGGGGAACCGGGUUCGCGUCUCCGCUCCUCCACAUGCAGCUGCUGGGUGACCUUGGGCCAGUCACACUUCUUUGAAGUCUCUCAGCCCCACUCACCUCACAGAGUGUUUGUUGUGGGAGAGGAAGGGAAAGGAGAUUGUUAGCCGCUUUGAGACUCCUUUGGGUAGUGAUAAAGCGGGAUAUCAAAUCCAAACUCUUCUUCUUCUUGUCCUUAAGGGGAAAGAAACAGGCCAUUUUGGAGGUGGUAUUGAGCCAGACUGCAGGAUGUGUUUCAGUCUCUCUGUUGCCUACAUGGAACCUUGCAUUCUGUUAAGUCAGUAUUUACCCUAUUUUACCCUAUGCUCUCUCAGCAGAUGAGAGCUAGUGAAACAAUCAGCAUCUUAGGCAGGCAGACUGAAUUGGAGGCAAGGUGUAGGACACCAGAUCCCCAAUAGCAGAGUGAGCAUCCUUUCCAUGAAGGAAAGUCUGUACGUGCACAGGGGAGCUUUCGACACUAGGUCAUUGAAACUUCAUUUUUCCCCCAGGGGGGCUUUGCACAUGCUCAGAGGCACUCAGUCCAAAGUGGUAGGACUUUUUAGGGUGAAUGGGGUCAGGCAUUCUGUUGGAAAGCUGCCUUAAUGGCCCUAGCAGGGGGGGCAAAUACAGUGGUACCUCAGGUUAAGUACUUAAUUAGUUCCGGAGGUCCGUACUUAACCUGAAACUGUUCUUAACCUGAAGCACCAUUUUAGCUAAUGGGGCCUCCCGCUGCUGCCGCACCGCUGGAGCACGAUUUCUGUUCUCAUUCUGAAGCAAAGUUCUUAACCUGAAGCACAAUUUCUGGGUUAGCGGAGUCUGUAACCUGAAGCGUAUGUAACCCGAGAUACCACUGUAUAUCCCACAAUCUUUUCUUGCCAUUUACUUGCAACUGUAACUUCGUUAGGUAAGGGGUCCCAGACUGGUUCUGUUAGCCUGAGCCUAUGCAGAGUAAGGGAGACAUGAGAGUGAGUUUACUGGAUGCAGAGUGGCACUAAGUAUUUGCAGGAUCAAAGUGCACAUGAAAUGCAGUGGUCACUGGCCUUACUGUGUCUCUACCUUGUUAAUAAGCCUGAACUUUAUAGGUUGAGGGGCGGUGAAUGCAUGCAGCCAUAUCUUAUGCAAAGUAAAGUGUGCAUCAGCCCAUUGAAAUUAAUCAACUUAGAUGCACUCAAAUUUGCACGGGACCAGACUGUUAGCUGUAAGUCUCCUGUUGCUUUAAAGAAAAGGCCUCAAUUAGCUACAGGUGUGGUGUGCUGAGGAAUGGCUUGUGCUUAAGAAAGAGGAGAGAGGUGUUAGCAAUUAGUUCUUUGCUGGGCUGUGCUUGGUUGCAGCAGCAGCAUGGAUACCUGGUUUGGGGCCAAAUACAGCAAGGGCAGGAAUGACUUGGCUUCGUAGAGCUUGCAUUUAAGGAGUAAAAAGCAAUUGGAAGGUGGGGAUUCUUGGUUUAUAGAAAGGUGUAGAAAGAUGGUGAGAGCUUUAGUGGAGGCCUGGAAGAGGCUGGCCUGUUGUUGAAAGAAUUCUCUGUCUUGUUGGACUGUCUGGGUUUCAGAAGAGGUUUGUAGGCUUUUUGUUACCUUUGAAUAAGUAUAUUUCUCUUCCUGUCUUGCUUUUUAUAUGUUUAUAAACUUACAGCCCCUUUCUAAAAAUACAAAACUAGUUUGAGCGAGGUAUCCUGGAUAAGUUAUCAUGUGGGCAUUUACUGCUAAAGUUUUGUGUAUGUGUUAAAUCCUAGAAAUAAUGUUGACAACAGCAGUAAUGAUACUUGAGGGGUAAUGGGAGGUUUAGUGUCUUUGCCUAGAAGGAAAGAAGAGAACUUUGUAAUGAAUCGAGAUGGGUGUGUUCACUGUAAUAGUCUUCUGCCAUUUCUGAUUAGUCAUUAAGCAAGCUGAGUCAACAUUGUGCCCUGUAUACUUUGAAAUUGGUCCUACUGAAAUUUUGAAAUUGACGGGAAUCAGUUCUGAGUAAGCUUGCACAGGAGUGAGCUAUAAUGUAUCUGUGCGAUGUGAAAUGUAUUCUUUCAAAGUUAUAUGCAUUUUCCAUUUCUAGUAUUGGAUUUAAGCAGUGGCCAUAGUCUCUACUAAUACUUAUGGUUUCUCUACAACAGUUUGCACAAAAUGGUCAGGGUUGUGUGGAAAAGGUGAUUAUUAAAGUAGGAGAAAGAGUAUUUGCUUGAAUGUUUGUGUGACCAGAUAGAGCACUUACGGCAUAAGAUUCACAGAGAGCAAUGAGGCUUAAGGACAUGGUUUCACAAAAAACUGUUUGGAGGACUUUUCCAAUAAUAAAUGAUAGAGUUCUCUGAACAUUGCAGGGAUCAGUCAGGCUGAAGUUGUUUUUAUCCUAAAUGCAAGAAUGGCUUUAAGGUCACAAGGGAGCCUAGUGAAUGGUCAAUACCCACCUGUCCCAUAAAGCCCCCUUAAGGCUCUCUACUUUAAGGGGGCUUUGUCCAAAAAUGUGGGGGGAAAGAACAGGGGAAUGAUAGCUAGAUGAAUGGGUAUCAAGCCCAUGCUCCCCCCCCAGCCUUACUUGCCACUUUCCCUCUGCUUCCCUUUAAUUUUAUUCAUUCAUUCAUACGUACAUACAUACAUACAUACAUACCCCACCCAUUUGGCUGGGUUUCCCCAGCCAUUUACACUGCAUACAGGCAGCCGGUUGCACUGCAGAACAGAGUGCUGGUGGGACCCCAGCCACCCAUCAACUUAAGUUCUCCAGAUAACAUAGAAAUUAGCAUUUGUUUCCUGUUCCCUGAGCCCUGCCAGAGUCCUUUAAAUGCGUAACAGAACCACCAUUCCAUGGGGAGUGUUGAAUCUGUUUCAUCCCCAGAAAACCCAGGCCAUCCACAAACUUAACGAAGGUGGUAUGUGUGUUUUUGUCAGUGUGUGUGUUUUUUAAAGUGCUGCUUUUUUGUUUUCCAGCCUACAAAAUGAAAGCUUCCUCGGAAAACGGACCCUAUUCCACAAACCAAAGGCCCUUUUUUUACGCACAACCGACGGCACAGCAACCCUUCCCUAAUCCAUGGUUCCUUGGCCCAAUGUACAACCCGUACGGCAUCCCUACAGCAGGUAAGGCUGAGGAAGAGGUACAGGUUGGGCCACGGAUGAAAUAAGAAUGGAAUCCAUUAUAUAGCAUUGGUCUUGCAGUUCAUAUUCAGGUUUGGAUUUAAUGUUGGUAUUUCCCAGUUCAGCCUUGGCCAACCUGGUGCUCUGCUGGUCAGAACUGAAUAGCGUUGUCCAAACCACCUGGAGGGCAUCAAGUUGGCGAAGGCAGUUCUAGUUUGUUUAAUCUGUGAUAUAAUAGAGAAUUCUACAGAGGCCUUCAUGAUUGCAGCAAUUACAACUGUGGUUUUGCCAUGUUGGGGUGCUCUCUUCCUCUUGGUUAACCGCUUACACCAGAGGAAUCGCAAUGGGUAAAGCUUUCAGUAACAAGCAAUAGUGAUGGAAAACACUUCACCUACUGAACUUCUGCAUGCUGUCCUGUAAGAAGAAGAAAAAGAAAACCCUAAAGCAAAUUUUAUCAUAGCCGUUAUUUUAAUACUUCAUUACUCAAGUUGCUUUAUUUCAAUAAACUUUAUUUCACUUUUGCUUUGAACCUAUCUGGCAACAGUGUGAGGCUCCAACCUAGGGAAUGCCGCCCCUGACCCUAAAAAGGUUGACCCCUUGGCAGGGGGUGGAGGAAUAAGAGAGCACCCCUGAGCUAAAGGAUCCCCUUCAGAGCUAGACAUUUGAACAGACCAGAUUUCCUCAACCUCGGCCCUCCAGAUGUUUUGAGACUACAAUUCCCAUCAUCCCUGACCACUGGUCCUGCUAGCUAGGGAUCAUGGGAGUUGUAGGCCCAAAACAUCUGGAGGGCCGAGGUUGAGGAAGCCUGGAACAGAUGAUAAGAAGCUUACUCCAGGUGAACUAGAGAAAUCAAAUGGUGGUCUCUUCACCAUCUCAUUUGUCUAUCCAGAGCCAACAAACAAUUGGUGUAAAUAAAUACCCACAAGCUCUUUAAAUUGGGAACAUGCCCAAGAUUAAUGGUUGCCUCAGUGGGAGAGAAGCUAGCCCCUUGCCCUAUGUUCUCUAGGCAACUCCAAUCCCCCAAAAGGCUAAACCUGAAAAGUGUAUGACUAUUCAGUUUGUAACCUGAAGGAGCAUCUCCACCUCCAUCGUUCUGCCUGGACACUGAGGUCCAGCUCCGAGGGCCUUCUGGUGGUUCCCUCGCUGCAAGAAGCCAAGUUACAGGGAACCAGGCAGAGGGCCUUCUCGGUAGUGGCACCUGCCCUGUGGAACGCCCUCCCAUCAGAUGUCAAAGAGAAAAACAACUACCAAACUUUUAGAAGACAUCUGAAGGCAGCCCUGUUUAGGGAAGCUUUUAAUGUUUAACAGGUUAUUGUAUUUUAGUGUUUUGUUGGAAGCUGCCCAGAGUGGCUGGGGAAACCCAGCUAGAUGGGCAGGGUAUAAAUAAUAAAUUAUUAUUAUUAUUAUUAUUAUUAUAGCUCAGCAGAGUGAUCCAAUCCACUGAAGGUGUUGGGUCAUCCCCAAAUGCCCCUCAGCGCCCCAGAAUGGCUGUGAUGCAAAUGCAGUUGUGUAAAUAUAGGACAGGACAGGGCUUCCUUCCAGACCAUGCUGGUCUGUUGUCUGCUGCUGUUUACCCCUCACAGCCAGGCAUUUAUCAAGUUUUGAGUGCUGCCCCUUUGGCAGCUGACGUCUGCAAAGUCCCCAGGGGGUGGGGGGAAGUGGGGCAGAGCACAUGGGACACUUCACCCCAGAUGGUUCCAAAAUACAGGGCUCUUCCCUGCAUAAUGCGGUUGCUUGUGCUACCCUGUUCUUGAUUCCCCCAACUGCUGUAUUCAGUGCAUAUUGCGGCAGAAAUCAAGAACACCAAUUUCUUUACAUGAUGCCAAGAAGGAACGGAAGCAACCCGAAGAGGUUGCUUUGGUAAUGAUAGAUGCAACCUUCUUUCAUCCUUGAACAUCACAGAGGGAUUUCAAUUAACUUUUGCUGAUCAAAAGUAGGUCUUGUUAAAGGUCUGAAUGUCUUCUAUGAAGUAAUGAAUCUUAAGAUUGUUUUGGCAAAACUUAGAUUGGUAGAAAAUGCAUGUUUCUGUUCUUCUUAGGCUUAAGAAGUGGGAGCCCAUAUUUCCCCUUUUACUCUGUUCCUGUUCAAGAGUAUCCCGGAUAUCUUAUUCCACAGCAUCCCAUGCAGAUGAGAGUUAACAGGAGACCCUAUUUCAAUGGUCCUCCGCCCUCAUCACCCAUGUUUUUCCAAGCCACACGCUUCAGGCACUAUAAUCCCGGGAAGCGAACAGAGACCAAAGAAACUCAGACUGACCCUAGGCAGGCUGAAAGCAAACCGAAAAAACAUCAGGAUCAUGGUAUAGAAGUGAGAGACUGUGAAAUGGGGAACAUGGCCUGUGUCUCAUCUGGUGUUGGUAAAGAUGCUGAUAUCGCUUUGGAAAAGCCAGAGAGGGCUGUAUCUCCUCUGAUUGCAGAGAGAGACUUUGCCAAGGGCUCUGCAGGUUCUUUACAGUUCCGAAGCCUUCCCCCAUCAGGUUACGCUUUUGAGAAAGAGGAAGUGAGAAUAGAGUAUGGGAACAGUGGUGGUCCCGCCAUUCAACUAUGGAAGUCCUUCAAAGAAACAAUUCCUCUUUAUGAUGUGGUGAAGAAACCAGUGCCGGAGAACGUAAUGCAAAGGGAUAUGUUUGCUAUGAGUUCCUGCGAAGGCGUUGCAUAUGGGCCUCGUGAACAGACUGAGUUGGUGCCGAGCAUUUCUUACCCAGAGGAGCAAGAGGCUGUUGAAGAUGUGCAAGAGACAGAGCCUCAAUAUAAAUCGAAGCUGGAUUUGGAAAAACAAGGAGCUACUACUCAUGGGCCAAAGUCUCCUCUAGACGAAGCCAGAACAGUGCAGCUGGCUGAACAGAACAGACCUGACCAGUUAGGUGCGAGGCAAGAGGCUUUGAUGUCGAAAAGAUCUGGCUUGAAGAGGUUCGGUGGUUCCAGAACUCCUCACGAUGUGUCCAACCUUGUUCGGCAAAGGGAACUGUUUCCAUCUGGCAUGGAGAUCAUGAAUGAUUCAUAUUUCCCUCGCAAGUUGAAUGAACACAAUGAUGUGAGUGAGGAACACGUGCCAACUUCAGAAAAAAGCAUGUGGUGUGACGAGUCAGAGAAAUAUAUUCCUUCUGAGGGCUGGUUAGCUUGCUUAAACAGCAUGGAUUCCAACUCAAAUUACAAUCCGCAUUUCUCCCGAAGGAAACGUCCGAGUGUACUUAGCUUUACCUCGGAUGAGAUGUCUUCUGGAGAUGAAGACUCGUCGAUGGACGAUGCACCACUGUCAUAUUUUGCUUCUGACUACAUGCUUCAGAAUAUGUAUACCUUUAAGAAAAGCGUCGAAGGCUUGGAGAUAGAUAAAAUAAAAAGUGGAGGCUCCCUCAAUGAAGAUGAGGAAGUGGUGGGGAUGGAACAGGCCAAUACCAGCUGCAGCCAGAACCUGAAGGGCAGUUCAUGGGUCAAGAUCAAAGAGGUUUCCAGUCCAAGUGGCAAGCUGGGUGUUCUCCCCAGGACUUCCAGUAAAAGGCAUCUCCAGUCUCUCAAGAAGAAAGCUACUAAGAGUUUGUCUCCAUCAGAAGCAGAUGAGUCUGAAGAAUACUGGGUAAAGGAACCAGAAGAAGAGGAGGAAGAGGAGGAGGAGGAGGACAACGACGACUACUUGAAUCAAAGAGGCUCCAGAAGAACCUUGACCCCCACCAAAAGUUGCCCUUACAGGCAGACUGGCCAGCAAGUGAUCUGGAGAGUACCGAAAAAUGCUGUGCCAGCACACCUCCUUAGUUGGCCUGUGCAAGAUAAAAUGAAAACGGCAACUAAACUGAAGAAGGACCAAGAACAAGUUGAGGAUCUCUUUGGCGACUACAGCUUCUGGCUUCAGAGGCCUACGUCCCAGCAACUAGAAGUGCUUGAGGCACGAAGAAAUUCACAAAAGAGUUCAGGUAAAUAGCAAACACACAAGUGGCAUUCCUGCAUGUUGGGACAUGCAGUAUUCAUUUUCUCACACACAGUGGGCCUUGCCAGUUGGAAGGGGGGCAGGAACUGAAGCUUUAAAGUACCUUUUAAUAGACUGGUGUAUGUGGGAUCCACAUUCUUCUUGUCCCAAUGUAUAUUCAGUACGUUUAUACAUACUGUAUUUUUUGCUCUAUAAGACUCACUUUUUCCCUCCUAAAAAGUAAGGGGAAAUGUGUGUGCGUCUUAUGGAGCGAAUGCAGGCUGCACAACUAUCCCAGAAGCCAGAACAGGAAGAGGGGUCGCUGCUUUCACUGCGCAGCAAUCCCUCUUGCUGUUCUGGCUUCUGAGAUUCAGAAUAUUUUUUUUCUUGUUUUCCUCCUCCAAAAACUAGGUGCGUCUUAUGGUCUGGUGCGUCUUAUAGAGCGAAAAAUACGGGACAUGUAUGUAUCUCUCUCUCUGUCACUCACUCAGAUACAUACAUACAUACAUACAUACAUACAUACAAACAAACUGAUAUGCCUCUUUAGGUGUUUGGAAGAAUUUAUCACUACUUAAUAAGGAUUUAAUCAGGUUUUAAUAAAUGUAAUCCAAAACUUAAUAUGAAAUCCGCAAACAGUGCACAUAAAAUUAGAAAGUCUUUCUGAUGCAAUCUAUUCUUGUAACAGCUUUACUAAAAGUCAGGCUAGACUGAAUGCCUUAUCAAAAACUAACUUGAAAGGGGCUCCAGUCCUGAUUUAUAGUCAGUUGUGGCCUGGAUCCUGACUGCUAUUGCUACAGAUUUUUGUACAUGUGGUUGUGAUCCUGCUCUGCAGUUAAAUCAGUGCAUCAAGUGGGUGGGGGAAAACAGUAAGAUGGUGGUACUUGAUGGUUGAAAUGUCUCGGCCCAGAACCCAAGAAAACUGGGUGUCGGUGGUAGAGUUCAGUUCAAUAAGGCUUUCUGGAUUAAAUGAUCUUGAAGGCUUGUUGGGAGGGGGGCGCUGGCAAGGGGGGUGGAGAGCAUUAAGGCUAGUAACAGCAGGAAACACAAUGACUGACUUGGAUUCUUCUUCCUUAUCUUGCCCAGGAAGGCUACAAAAGGAAAGUGGGAGGACUGCAUCUGCUGAAUACUGGGUGAAAAGUGGAGCUAGGCCCAAAUUUGCUAGCCUCGUACAUGGUGACCACUUCCCCGUAAUCAGAAGCAGAGAGAGAGGUAUGGCAGUCUAUAUAAAUGUUUUAAGAAAGUGCACCUGUUAAAUGUAAGGCACAAAGCACUUUCUUCUGUCCUGGUAGCAAUUCAUCUAAACUUGGUUGUUAUCUCUGUUACGGCCCAAAGGAGGGGAGAACACAUUGUCAACACAACAGCUUGAAUGCACACAUAAAGCAAGUAUAGGCAAAGCUGGAUUUGGCACAGAUAAGGUAGACGCGGUAUGCAGCUGCAGUUCAUCACAGGGCUCAAGUCAGUGUAUCUAAUACAACACACGUAUUUGCAAAUAUGCAGUAUGAUGCACAUGACUCCCCUGGUCCUGAAUGGGGUAACUGUGCCCCUGAAGGACCAGGUGUGCAGCCUGGGAGUCAUUCUGGACUCACAGCUGUCCAUGGAGGCGCAGGUCAAUACUGUGUCCAGGACAGCUGUUUAUCAGCUUCAUCUGGUACGCAGGCUGAGACCCUACCUGCCUGCAGACUGUCUCACCAGAGUGGUGCAUGCUCUAGUUAUCCUUCACUUGGACUACUGCAAUGUGCUCUAUGUGGGGCUACCUUUGAAGGUGACCCGGAAACUACAACUAAUCCAGAAUGUGGCAGCUAGACUGGUGACUGGGAGCGGCCGCCGAGACCAUAUAACACCGGUCUUGAACGACCUACACUGGCUCCCAGUAUGUUUCCGAGCACAAUUCAAAGUAUUGGUGCUGACCUUUAAAGCCCUAAACGGCCUCGGUCCAGUAUACCUGAAGGAGCGUCUCCACCCCCAUCUUUGUGCCCGGACACUGAGGUCCAACUCUGAGGGCCUUCUGGUGGUUCCCUCACUGUGAGAAGCCAAGUUACAGGGAACCAGGCAGAGGGCCUUCUCGGUAGUGGCACCCGCCCUGUGGAACGCCCUCCCAUCAGAUGUCAAAGAGAACAACAACUACCAGACUUUUAGAAGACAUCUGAAGGCAGCCCUGUUUAGGGAAGCUUUUAAUGUUUAACAAGUUAUUGUAUUUUGAUGUUCUGUUGGAAGCUGCCCAGAGUGGCUGGGGAAAUCCUACCUGAUGGGUGGGGUAUACAUAAUUAUUAUUAUUAUUAUUACGCUUAAUUUUCAUUGACCUUUUAAUGUAUCCUGAGGGCCAAUCUACACAAGGCAAGAGUUCAUAGAGUUGUAGAGUUGGAAGGGACACCCAAGGCUCACCUAGUCCAGCCCCCUUCCAAUGCAGUAAUCUCAGCUAGAGCAUUCAUGACAGAUGGCUCUCCAACCGCUGCUUAAAAACCUUCAAGGAAGGAGAGUCCACAACCUCCCAAGGGAUACCAUCCCACUGUGAAACAGCUCUUACUGUCAGAAAAUUCUUCCUGAUGUUUAGUCAUAAUCUCUUGUAACUUGAAGCCAUUGGUUCGAGUCCUACCCUCCAGAGCAGGAGAGAAAGUUGCCCGUGUUGCUACAAUUGAGUUUAAUCCACACCAUUCUCCAUAGCUGUCCAUGAAAGUAUUAACAGUAUAAGCCCAGCUUAUCAGUCAUUCAAGUUAGUUGGGAGAGAGGGGGAUGCAUCUUAAUUCAUCAGUGGAGGGAAUAAACAGCUCUCUGGUCUAAACUGGGUUAAUAAAACUGGUAUAAUUUAAAGCGUUUUCAUAUUCCCUUCAACCAAACAGCAGAUGAUAAAUCUGUGAUAAGACUUCAUAGAAAAGGGAGAGGGGUUGGGAGGGAGAAAGGGGUCACGGGAGCAAACUCUGGUAUAUUUUGGAUGAAGAAAUAUUUUUUCCCUUUUUCUUCAGGUGACUUGCUUCUAGGCAUGCCAAAGAGAAAAGCACGGAAGCCUCCACAUAAGCGUAGAGACACAAGACAUGACAUAGAAGUUGAAGAAUGGGAGAAGCCCAAAGCCACCCAACACAAGGGUAGGUUUAUUAAGUCUAACCUAAGACUUAGUCCGGGUGGCACUGUGAGUUAAACCACAGAGCCUAGGACUUGACGAUCAGAAGGUUGGCGGUUCGAAUCCCCGCGACGGGGUGAGCUCCCAUUGCUCGGUCCCUGCUUCUGCCAACCUAGAAGUUCGAAAGCACGUCAAAGUGCAAGUUGAUAAAUAGGUACUGCUCCGGUGGGAAGGUAAACAGCGUUUCCGUGCGCUGCUCUGGUUAACCAGAAGCGGCUUAGUCAUGCUGGCCACAUGACCCGGAAGCUGUACGCCGGCUCCCUCGGCCAAUGAAGCAAGAUGAGCGCCGCAACCACAACUGGACCUAAUGGUCAGGGGUCCCUUUACCUUUACUUUAAGACUUAGUCCAGUGGUUUCAGAGUGUAGGUGCCAGAAUAGAUUCUCAGAAGAAAUUGCUGGUCAGUAGAACUGGAAAACUUAGUAUGAGAACUUCACUGUGAAUCUGUGCAUGGGACGCUCCUAGGAAGUCGGAUUUGAAACAUGGUCUGGGGAAAUAUGAAAGUGCACAUGAAUCUGAAUCUUCAGGUGUUUUUCUAUAGUGAUUUGGCUUAUCUCUGAUGAUAAGAGAGGCCACAGACACUUUCUGAGUUGCAAAUACAAGCCAUUUGAUGUUAUAAUCUCUACAGCAUGGAUAUCUGAAAUACCAGCCCUGCUUUGUAGGAUGUAGAAGAGAUGAGCAACCUGAUUUCAGGUGUUGGCUAAGGUGACUUUGUAUACUCAGCUUGCUAUAGCUUUGCCUGUAUUCUGACUCAUCAAGCUGGAAAAGUAUUUUGUGCAUUGGGAAGGGCCCAUCGCCUUGCAUGCAAAAGAUACCUUGUUCAAUCCUUAGCACCUCCAGGUAGGGCAGGGAGUAUUCUCUGCCCGAAAUCCUGCACAGCUGCUGCCAGUUAGAUGGACCAAAUCAGUCAUGACAUGGUAUAAGGCAGCUUCUCGUGCAAACUCACCUUAUUUUUGCUGCAUUUUGCCCUGUUGCCUGUUAAAUUGCACCUAUUGCACAGAGAGUUUGUAGCUGCAAAAAUGAGUGAGAUGCAAGUUUCUGUUGUGCCACGAUACUGGCUGUCUUGUGGGGCUUUGCACUGAGUUAACACUUAAGACUUGGGGACAAGUCAAACAUUUAGAAAGUGUGUGGAACACACAGGUGAGCUCUUGAGAACAGAUUUUUUUUUUUAGGAGUCCUGCGAGCUUCCCCCAAACAGGUAUUGUUUUCUCAUCACUCCUGCACAUGACCCACGUUUAGGCUCUGCCUCAUCUAAGGUUUGCAGGUGAAUCUCGGACAACUCCUUUAGUAGGUCAGUGUCCAUCAAAAUGUGAUUGGAUAAAAAGAGAGCCUGCAGCAGAGUCUCCUUAAUAAUUAACCUCCUUUAAUAUCAUUUGUGCAGGACGUGGAACAAGGAGAUCUCUCUAUAAAAGAAGAUAAUCGUAACUGAACUGUAAACCCCAGAUAUCAUUCAGAUGAGUCCUAUUUAACGGUUGCAAGUGGCUCGGCAAGAUUAAAGUUGCACUAUAAAGGUUUCUGAGCACACAUCUGACAAAAUGUAUAAAAAAAUGAACACCAAAACAAAGGCACUUGGUUUUGUAAAUAACACAACUGACAUUUAACCAAAAUAAAAGUUUAAAAUUGCACUAAUGGGAUGUCUUCGGAAUAUUAAUUGUAGCGCCUCAAACAUUUACUUGAAAUGGCAAACUUUGAAGCAAGUAAGUUUUCUGUUUGGAAACUGCAACUUAGUUUGAGAAACUUUCAUUAAGGGUUGAAUGAAGUUCCAUUUUCAGAAGAACUCUGUUGGAUGUUAUUCACUCGCUCAAGCAUUGUGAAAUCCAGGGACAGCAAGAGUUGCUUCAAUUUUUGUGGCCCAAACGCUCCUGUUGCCCUCUCAUUGUUA
Molecule: messenger RNA, 14382 nt
Organism: Podarcis lilfordi (Lilford's wall lizard)
Lineage: Eukaryota; Metazoa; Chordata; Lepidosauria; Squamata; Lacertidae
Source: the annotation of a GenBank genome assembly